AUGUUACCAUUCACCGCGGUGAUAGGGGUGGCUAUUGCUGUCCUACUUCUUUCACGCCUUCUCAGAAUUGGACGUCGACCAAAGAAUUACCCCCCGGGUCCCCCAACACUGCCUCUUCUAGGGAACAUUCAUCAAAUGCCCUCUCAAGAUGCUCAUCUUCAAUUCGAAAAGUGGGCACGUGAAUAUGGCCCAAUCUACAGCUUAAUGCUUGGCACCAAGUGUCUGAUUGUGUUGUCCAGUGAUGAGACUGUCAAAGAGCUUUUGGAUAAACGAAGUGGUAUAUAUUCGCAUCGGCCAGAGUUGUAUAUUGGCCAAAUUUUGUGCAGCGGUGACCUUAGAAUGCUAAUGAUGGGUUACGGACCAACUUGGCGUGGGUUUCGCAAAAUGGUGCACGGCUUGCUGAACGUCACGACGUCAAAAAGAUAUCUACCCUACCAAAUGUUGGAGAAUCGGCAAAUGCUGUACCAGUUCCUGACGGAGCCAGAAGGAUUCCUGAAGCACAUUCGACGAUACUCCAAUGCUCUCACAACCACCAUGGUCUUCGGAUGGCGCACGCCUACCUACGAGGACGAGAAAAUGAUGCAAUUGUUCGACGGCUUCUCGGAAUUCGCAGAUCUCAACCAGACCGGAACAGCAGCGAUCAUUGACUUUUUCCCAUGGCUGCGAAAUCUACCCGAAUUCCUUCUCCCAGCACAACGGAAAGCAAAAGAUCUUCACCAAAAGGAGAAAGCGUUGUAUCUGAGCCAUUGGUUGCGAGCAAAGGAAGAGGUUCGCUCGAACACGAUCAAGCCAUGCUUCUGCGCAGGAAUGUACAAGGCGCAGAAAGAAGACGGAUUCAGCGACGAUCAAGCAGCUUAUAUCUCUGGAACCCUCCUGGAAGCCGGCUCAGACACUACAUCAAGCACCUUGUACGCCUUCGUUCAAGCCAUGUUAUUGUUCCCAGAUGUUCAGCGCAAAGCCCAAGAAGAAAUUGAAAGGGUAGUGGGUUCGAGUCGCCUACCCGUCAUGGAUGACCUGCCCGAAUUACAGUACGUCAGGGGCUGCAUGAAAGAAACCGUUCGAUGGAUGCCGACGACCAUUCUCGGGGCCGUUCCACACGCAGUUACACAAGACGACGAGUACAAAGGGUACUUUAUACCAAAGGGCGCUGGCGUGAUGAACAAUGUGUGGAGCAUCCACAUGGACCCGGCCCGUCAUCCCAACCCCCGAGAAUUCAACCCCGAUCGGUACCGAGACGACUUCCAAAGUUUUGGAGACGCAGCGGCAAACCCCGAUCCCUCGAAGCGGGAUGUUUUCACUUUUGGUGCCGGACGUCGCAUAUGUCCCGGCAUCCACGUGGCCGAGCGCAGUCUGUUCCUUGGAAUGUCGCGUAUUCUAUGGGCGUUCAAGAUUGCGCCGGAAAUUGAUGCCGCGGGCAUUCCGAUUUUGCCUGAUCCCGAUCGCUUGACGCAAGGGUUUGUGUGUAUGCCUGAGGAGUUCCCGGCCAAGAUUACACCAAGAUCCAAGGCGAGAGCGGAUUUGGUCAUGAGUGAGUGGAAAGAGGCGGAGAAGGAGUGUCUCGACCCUAAGACGAGACAAUGGAUGCAGUCCCCCGUGGAAGUAUGA
Messenger RNA from Penicillium coprophilum, 1605 nucleotides. Its product is annotated as cytochrome P450. NCBI's taxonomy places the organism in Eukaryota, Fungi, Ascomycota, Eurotiomycetes, Eurotiales, Aspergillaceae. Bases 1 to 1605 code for a protein of 534 amino acids. The record is from RefSeq and is a predicted model, not a curated record. Gene Ontology annotation, molecular function: oxidoreductase activity, acting on paired donors, with incorporation or reduction of molecular oxygen; heme binding; iron ion binding. The transcript has 4 exons.